Messenger RNA from Aureobasidium namibiae CBS 147.97, 1629 nucleotides. RefSeq names its product quinate permease. Lineage: Eukaryota; Fungi; Ascomycota; Dothideomycetes; Dothideales; Saccotheciaceae. The coding region runs from base 1 to 1629 and encodes 542 amino acids. The record is from RefSeq and is a predicted model, not a curated record. The transcript is spliced from 5 exons. Gene Ontology annotation, biological process: carbohydrate transport; transmembrane transport. Gene Ontology annotation, molecular function: carbohydrate:proton symporter activity. Gene Ontology annotation, cellular component: membrane.
AUGGGUCUCCUCACACUUGUCGAGGAUCGUCCGACUCCGUCAGCUGUCUACAACUGGCGAGUCUAUGCUUGUGCAAUGGUCGCCUCCUUUGCAUCAUGCAUGAUUGGUUAUGAUUCGGCUUUCAUUGGCACAACACUUGCUCUCCCAAGUUUCGUCCAUGAAUUCGGAUUCAAACACAUCGAGGCUCACCAUUUAGCCACUAUCAAGGCGAAUAUCGUUUCUGUUUACCAAGCUGGUGCAUUCUUCGGAUCUCUGUUCGCUUACGCCUCAGCCUUUUUCCUUGGCCGCAGAAAGAGUCUGUGGGUUUUCGCUACAGUAUUCAUGCUCGGCGCUGGCAUCAUGUUGAUCUCGAAGAACGGAGAUCUGGCGCCCAUCUUGGCUGGUAGAGUGCUUGCCGGUAUCGGCGUCGGUGGCGCUUCCAUGAUUGUCCCCAUCUACAUCUCCGAAAUUUCGCCACCUGCUGUCCGCGGCCGACUGGUCGGUAUCUACGAAAUGGGCUGGCAAUUGGGUGGACUUGUAGGGUUCUGGAUCAAUUACGCCCUGAUCGAGACCAUGCCCGCCAGCCGCCGCCAAUGGCAAAUUCCUUUCGCAGUACAGCUCAUUCCAGGCGGUCUUCUCCUCAUCGGAAGUUUCUGGCUCAAGGAAUCACCUCGCUGGUUGUACUCCAAGGGUAGAAGAGAGGAAGGUCUCAGAAACCUCUGCUGGAUUCGCAAGCUCGAAAGCAACGACAUUUACAUCGUUGAGGAAGUCGCCUCUCUUGACGCUGCUAUCGAGCAUCAAACAUCGACCAUGGGAAUGGGCUUCUUCGCUCCCUUCAAGGCAGUUGGCAAGAGCCGUGAGGUUCAGUGGCGCUUCCUUCUGGGAGGCCUCUUGUUCAUGUGGCAGAACGGCAGUGGCAUCAACGCCAUCAACUACUACUCUCCCACUGUUUUCAAGUCAAUUGGUAUCACCGGCACCAACACUGGAUUCUUCACUACUGGUCUCUUCGGUGUCGUCAAGACUGUCCUCACAUUCGUCUGGCUCCUGUUCCUCAUCGAUAAACUUGGUCGCCGCAAUCUUCUCAUGAUCGGUGCUGCUGGUGGCUCGGUCUGCAUGUGGAUCAUCGGUGGCUACCUUCUCGGUACUGAUGGCAAGAGAAACGGCAAGGAGCUUGGCCCCGGCGGUACUGCUGCCGUGUUCUUUUUCUACCUCUGGACCACUUUCUACAGCCCUUCAUGGAACGGUACACCCUGGGUCAUCAACAGCGAGAUGUUCGAUAGCAACACACGUUCGUUGGGUCAAGCUUCAGCUGCCGCAAACAACUGGGCGUGGAACUUCAUCAUUUCACGAUUCACUCCCCUGAUGUUCCUGAACAUGGGACCUUCUGGUUCGGGGGUUUACUUCUUUUUUGCCAGCAUGAUGUUGGCCUCGAUCGUGUUCGUCUGGUUCCUGGUACCUGAGACCAAGAGUAUUCCUCUCGAAUCCAUGGACCGCCUCUUCGAGAUCAAGCCUGUCCGCAAGGCCAACAAGGUGGUCUUGGAAGAAGUCAGACUUCGCGAAGAGGAGUUCCGUCAUGACGCAGAGGGAGCAGGACUCGAUGCCGCAAAGGGUAUUGAUGUUUCUUACGAGGAGCAUGUUACAAAGGUAUAG